Molecule: messenger RNA, 1234 nt
Organism: Linum trigynum
Lineage: Eukaryota; Viridiplantae; Streptophyta; Magnoliopsida; Malpighiales; Linaceae
Source: the annotation of a GenBank genome assembly
CUGCCGACCACCGACCGAAGAGAGGUCACGGUUAGCCGGCCAACCGACCGGUCGGUUCCGGUUUUAGGAUCGGUUAGCCGGCCAACAGAAAAAAAUACAUUUUCCACAAAAAUAAUAAAUAAAUAAAUAAAACAAAAAAAACUCCACCACUCCUUCCUUAUCUACUCCUUUCUCCUUCCUUCCUCCACCAGACCUCUUCUCUCUCCUUCCUUCUUCUUCUCUCACCUUCUUUCUCCAUGGCCCAUGCAAACAGAUCUGCAGGGGCGGCGAGGCGCGCGGCGACGGAGGCGAGGCGCGCGGCGACGGAGGCGAGGCGCAUGGCGACGGAGGCAGGGGAGGGCGGCGAGGCGCACGGGCGGCAAGUUGUGGUGGCGGUGGAAGGAGAGGUAGCGGAGGAGGUAGGGGAGGGCGGCCGGAGUCAUCGGAGGAGGGAGGAUGGGGGAGGAGGAGGGAGGAUGGAGGAAUGAGAGGUCAAAGGAAGGAGGAUGGGGGAGGAUUAGAGGAUGGAGGGCUGCUCACAACUGCUAGGGUUUAGGGAGAGGUGGGUGGUUUUAUUUAGGCCAAAACGGGGUCGUUUAGCGUCUGUUAGUCGGUUUUUCGGCUAACCGCCUAACCACUAAACGCAUCCGACAACCGACCUCCACCUUUUUUUCGGUUUCCAGUUAGCCGCUAACCGGCAAACGAACUGACAGCCCUAGUUUUAAGUGAAAAGAUAGUGAUAAUUAUAAAAAUGUAAUCAAGAUGCUAUUCUUAUCUCUUGUGGUUUUCUUUCUGGAUUUCUGUAUAAUUUCCUUUUUUUCUAUUUUCAGCACUGUGCAUGCUUUGCAACUUGGAGAGUAAAAGAGACAUACCGAUUCUUCCCCAGUACGUAUGGCGGGCCAUUUAUUUGGGCCCCCACAGCACACUCAGCCCAUACAUAUGGAGGGGAAAAGCAAAGCGGGGCCCACUUGCAAAAUAUCUUUAAAAGCUUGGGGAAUUUUAGUUCUUAAUCACUUUAUGAUGAUCAUAAGUUAAAUUAGAUUAGUGGUGACUAUUGAUAUGGUUGGAUUCUUUUUUAUGUGUACAAAUAUUGGAUCGACAAUGGAGCAUGAUAUACAAAGAUGUGAUUGUGGACCCAGUUCAAUAACUCGUAACAUAUUACAAAACAUGACAAUCCAAUAAUGUCAGCAUGUAUUGAUUGUCCGCAUAUAUAUUAGUAAUGAGAUUCUCUAUAUAAUAAGCACGCAUUGCUAUG